Molecule: messenger RNA, 5160 nt
Organism: Larimichthys crocea (large yellow croaker)
Lineage: Eukaryota; Metazoa; Chordata; Actinopteri; Sciaenidae
Gene: zbtb38
Product: zinc finger and BTB domain containing 38
Exons: 3
Coding region: 870-4544 (1224 amino acids)
Biological process (GO): regulation of transcription by RNA polymerase II
Cellular component (GO): nucleus
Molecular function (GO): DNA-binding transcription factor activity, RNA polymerase II-specific; protein binding
Source: RefSeq, a predicted model, not a curated record
AUAUUGCAAUAUUUACCACCAGUAUUUCACAGAUUGUUGCCAUUGCUUGCACUUUAUGUAUGUUGCAGAGUUUGCACUGUGUAAUAUUACUGGUGAAUUAAAUUAUCAUACUGUAUAAUACAGUGUCCCAUUGUGAAACAUGUGAAACAUAAUCUACUUAACAACCGGAGUCGUGCUGACCUCAUAUCAAGUUAAAUGGCUAAUUUCACCAUAUACUUCCUGUUUACAUUUCCCAGUUGUCAGCUCUUGCGCCCUCUGCUGAAGGCCCCUGGCACACAAUGCUGUCUCUGCCUACAGCCACCCUGGGUUUGUGUAUGGGCUCUGUGCUAUGUUCAUUCGUGCAUCCAGCAGAGGGAGCACCACAGCAAUGAAAACUAGAGUCAGAUGAUGGGAGGAGGAGGAUCAAGCAAAUAAACCCUUGGGUAACGUGUGCAAAACAAGUGUAAUUCUGGCUACCAUAUCCAGGCCUAAAGAGCACAACACACAUAUUCUGGACUGAAACCUUGUACAAAUACGUCGGUAAGGGCCACACCGGUAUGACCUCACCUGAAACCUGUACAAGCAAGCUACAGUAACGUAAGGCAGAGCUCCUCUUUGUGGGUCAGUGAUGCAGCGGGAGUGACGCAGCAGUGGCAGCAGCCUCCAGAAGGAAACUAUACACAGCAGGAACAAGGAACCUCUGCCAGAGCCAUAGUCCACAGGCAACAUCCAGACAGCAGUGAAGAGGGAAGAUAGUAAAGGCCUAAUCUGGGCCAAAGGAAGAACGGAUCCGGGUAGUCACUCUUCUUCCUCCUCCUAAACAAACAUCAGAGAGACAUCCACAGCGGCAGAGACAGGCCCAGCAGGACCUUCCGCACAGAAACAUUUUGAUGACUGUGGUGUCUCCAUGCACUCAGAACCUGAUGGAUAGUGCUCAUCCUCACACUGUACUUAGCAAACUCGACGAGCAGCGGUCACAAGGCCUCUUCUGUGAUGUUACCAUUGUGGUGGAAGAUGUUAAGUUUCGGGCCCACAAGAAUAUCCUGGCAGCCUGCAGCGGGUACUUCAGAAAUGCUCUUGCAACUCCUGAGACAUGGAGCUCUAGCCAAGUGCUUGAGCUGAUGGACUUGAAGUCUGAGGUGUUUGCCAGUAUCCUCAACUUUAUCUACUGCUCAAAGGUGACAUCGCCUGGUCCAGAGGACACAGGGGGGCUGGUGGCAGCUGGAAAAAGACUUGGAAUUCCUUUUUUAGAGAAGCUUGCAGAACAAGAGAGGCAGGACGAAUGUGUUAAAUCCACAGACCCCAGCACAGACCCAUUGUUUAAAAAAACAAAGAAGGAAGCUCCCAGGCUUGAGGAGAUAGACAGUGCCAAAGGGCCACGCAUCACCAAUGCCUUUUCUAUCACUGAAGUGGGUCCCGGGAACAAUCUUUUCACCCCUCUGGUUCAAACCAGUGAGGAGAGGCAGUCACCAGAUGUGGGACAGCUUCCAUCAAGUUGCCCCAUAACCUCCUGCCUCAAUGGGACCAAUGAGACAACCCAUGCCCUCUCAGAGCACUCCUAUGCAGUGAGCAAAUCUACAGAAGGCACAGAUAGCAGUCAAUGGGACAACAAAAAGGUCUCUAAGCCAGCAAUAUUACAGCCAAAGCAACUCUUUUACAGGAAUGUAGGCCCGCUUAAAAAGCGCCACAGGCUGAGAGGAACUUUGGGUAGAAGUAUACUUCCAACACCAGCUGAACCGCAAGCAGAUAAACCAAAUGCAGUAACCCCCGCAUUACCUGAUGCUGUUUCCGCAGCACCUGUUGCAGUCAUGACACCACCUCCGCUUUUUUCAGAGGCAGAAACAGAAAAAAGUAUAGAUCCAUUGCUACCUAUAACCACUGACAAUGGUCAAAUGGAGUUAGGUCCACCAACCCUUUCCCCUCACACAGAGGACAGCAUUUCAAUCUACGGAUGUGAGCACUGUCCAGAGAUAUUCACAAAUAAAGCUCUUCUCACCAUUCACUCAGAGGUACAUAAAAAGCGUUUUGUCAGCCAUUUGUUUUGCAAGUUUUGUCACAGAAAGUUCAUACACCUCAAACGGCUACGCAACCAUGAGCAGGUGUGUCCCAAAGCUGCAAGAGGCCCGCCUAAACUAGAUGCAACUGACAUAUCAACCAAAGACGUGGACCUUCAUUCAGACGAGAUGCCAGACGCGGAGAGCAUCAUGACACAGCUUCCUUCGGCUGACCUCUCCACCCCUUACACCCCAGAGCCCUUUCAAGUCGAUCAAUCAGAACCUCCACAGGACGAGAGGGUAGUGAGGCCAGGUGGCAGUCAGAGGAGAUACAACUGCAGUGUGUGCAAACGGGUCUAUGUUACCCUAUCCAGUUUGAAGCGGCAUGAGAAUGUACAUUCCUGGCAGAGAGCCUAUCCGUGUCAUUAUUGUAAUAAAGUGUUUGCCUUGGCAGAGUACCGUACUAAGCAUGAAAUCUGGCAUACAGGUGAACGCCGCUAUCAGUGCAUUUUCUGCCUGGAGACAUUCAUGACAUAUUAUAUCCUAAAGAACCAUCAGAAGUCUUUUCAUGGCAUUGAUCCAAGUUUAGCUGUUAAGAAAAAAUCAGCCAAUGGUGGGCUGAAAGCCAGCGUUUAUCCAAUCAAACUCUACAGACUUCUGCCUAUGAAGUUUAGAAAGAGACAAUACAAGACGUACAGUCAGACAUAUUCAGAGAGUGCUGAAAGAGGUGACCAAGCUCCCCCAGAAAGCAACUCUCUUAUCCCUCCAUUUGAAGAAAAUGGUCUGAUCAGCCCUGAUAACCUUUCAUUCCCUUGUACGUUCAUGGCAACGACAAAGAUGGUGGCACCUGUCAUGCCACGCAUCAGCUUUGACAAGCCACGUGACCAAGAUAUUGACCAAAGUCUGAGCAGUGAAUCGGACAUUCAGAGAGGCUCAAGGAAAGAGGUAGAGAAUAGAGAUUCACCCUUCAUUAACUACAACAGUACCUUCUCUUUUCAACCAGAUACAGAGUCUGCAGUGAGUUACAAAGAUCCUCCAGUAGUAAGUAACUCAGAGCACAUCAGUCAUAAUGUGCCAUUCUUUAACUCUUUGAACACUGUUAAAAAGCUAGGCGAGCUAUCAGCAUCUGCAAAAAGAGUCGAGGAGAUGACGAAGGAGAUACUUCAAUCAAGCAAUGAGAAUCUGGGGCGCGAUAAGACGGUGGGGACAAAGACAGAAACAUAUAUUGCCAAACCUGCAUGCCCAGGUCCAUCUGUGGACGGAGCUGCCAUGCCACUCUGUCAGAUAACAGUAAAAAUAGGCAAUGAGGCCAUCAUCCGCCGCCAAAUCAAAGGAUCUAAGCUCUUCCCCAGAAAGAAGAAGAGAAUCAGAAAACUGAGUGAGGAGGAGAGCCCAAGUCAGUGCCCUCCAACAAGGGAAAACUCAGAAAGCCCCAGACUCCGUCUUAGAUCAGAAGUCACUGCCGCUACAGAGCAAGAGACAUGCGAUGAUCCCAAUGACUGUGACACAGCUGAUAUGCUUUGGCGUCCCUACUAUUCUUACAAAGCUAAAAAGAAAAGGAAGAAGUUGAGAUUCAAGCACAAAAAUGCUUUGUUUCACCGUUAUGCUGAAACAUCUGUAGACAGAACUGCUGCCAGUGAGGCCCACCUUGAUAAAAGUAGUUGGCUGACAGAUGAAAGCAUCUCAGGUGGUAGUGGAGAGGUGAAACGCAGUCUUAGCAGGAACUCCAGCCCAAGGACCACCUACAACUGUGACAUCUGUGACAGCUCUUUUAUCACAGAGACCGGGCUCAGAGCUCAUGUUAUUGGUUCCCACCCAUGUUUCUGCCGGACAUGUGGUAAACAAGGUCCCCCUGGUGAGGUACCUGCUGGUGGUGAUUACAUCUGCAACAGCUGUAUGGAAAAUGGCUCCUGCUUUGAUAAUACAGCUCGGAGCCCCAACCCAGAGAAGAAGUAUCGCUGCUCCUUCUGUCCCCAGCGUUUUCUCUACCUUGCCACCAAGAGAAGCCAUGAGAAAAAACACCAGGAGGCCAAUGAGGAGGGAUAUACUUAUGACAACUUCAAACCAUGUUCUAAAUACUCAGCACACCUGAGUGAAGACAAUAACAAAGACACCAUCAAAACAGAAGACAGUGACAAUCAAGGGGGCCCUGACAUUAAAAGUGAAAGGCUGGAAGGCGGACAUUUUUCCAUUGAUAAAAUUAAGCCUAAAAUCGAGGAUACAGCUGACUAUAUGUCUUUGACUACCUACCAAGACAUGUCAUAUUCCAACGUUAAAACUCCGUUAUCACCCUGCACUGAUCCAUUGCUUUCCCUGCCACCUUCGAAAGUGAAACAUAAAAUGCCGAAAAAAAGGAUCAGUGCACAGAAUACUAUGCAUCUCAUCCCAAAAAAGCAAGCCCGCGACAGAGACAGCAGCAGGGAUAUUUUGAUGGGGCCAAGAACAACCAGUCACAAUGACCGUGAGAAGUCCUGUAAACUGUUUAGGAGAAAUGACUCUGAAACUAAGGGUACCCACAUUUCUAUACACAAGCCAGAGAAAUGGGUGUGUAAAGAGGAGCCAUUUUUUUAAAGCUCUUUGAGAACUAUGGACAUCAAUGAGAGAAAGUGAAACUUAACUUCAAACCACUGCUUUGGUUAAGAAAUGUAAGAGUUGUAAUGAUGAGCUCAAUAAAAUGACAGCAUUAAACAUGAGGAUCUGAUAUCAGUGCAGGCUGUAAUUUCCUCCCUCUUAAACUCACUGACUGAGUUGUUUUUCACCUUUGUAGAAGAUAUUUUUUGGAUAAUAUAGGACCUUCUGACACAGACUGUACUUUGUCCAUUGUCUAUGCAUUUAUGGCAGACUCAGUGACAUGACUGUAACCUCAAGAAAAUACAUGAAUGUUGGUAACGUUUCUUUAAACGGUGUGCAAUUUCAGAACAGGGGUGUGUUUGACUGUGGUAACAUCUUUUUUAACACAUGCCUGGGGAAAACAAUAUAAAUUUUACGACUGUCAUAUUUCUGAAUCUCCCAUUCAGUUAACUGGCCAUGGUGAGUUGCACUUUAUAGGUAGACUAUGCUAAUCUGUGGGUUAAAUACUUUGAUAAUUCAAUUUUAAGCACCAUUGAUAUAAAUCUAAUUUAUAAUUAACACAUGGCACCAUUGAGAUUAGAGUUACUACUUUUGUGUGCUUAUGUAAAAAAAAACA